GGUUUCUUGUUUUCUUCUUAUCACGCAUUCAUUCUUAAGCAACGAGUACUCCUUUAUACCCUAAUCUUUGUGAAAUUUGAAGCAAAUUGCGGGGAGAAAUAAAGUAUAUUAAAGAUGCAAAGUUUAGGCGAAGAGGUUAGCAUUGAAGAAUUGACUUCGAAUUUGUCUGCUUACAGAGAACAGCUUCAACAGGUUCGUACACUGCUGAAGGAUGACCGUAGCAACUCUGAAUACUUGGACAUGGAAAAGGAACUUGUUGAGGUUAUUGCCUUGACAGAAGAGCUUCUUGCAACUGCAAAACAAAAUGACAAUAUUGAAAUAGGUAUUGGGAACAGUGCUGAUGCAUCUUAUGAUUUUGGCCAUCUAGAGAGCACUUUGAGUAACCACAUUCCUGUUGGCACUAAAGUACAAGCUGUUUGGAGUGAAGAUGGAGAAUGGUAUGACGGAACCGUUGAAGCACAUACUCCAAAUGGCUAUCUUAUUGCCUAUGAUGGGUGGGGAAAUAAGGAAGAGGUAGAUCCCGCUAAUAUUAGGCUAAUCCAAGGUGAAGUCAAUCCUUUGGAUGAAGCUGAAAAGAUUGCAGAGGCCACUAAACAGGCCCUGAAGCGAAAGAUUGCACAGGCUUCCAUUAUUGAUUACCAGUCUAAGAGUCUUCCAGCAAAGCUCCAUAUUGAUCCUAAUGACCCGGAAGAUGUGAAGGCAUCCAAGAGAAAGAAGAUCCAUGCUUUUAAGUCAAAAAUGCGGAUAGAGAAACUUGAGGUGGCCCAAAACAAGAGGCAAAAUGCUUGGCAGCAAUUCCAAUCAGCUAAAGGCUCUACAAAGAAGGUUGGGUUCUUCUCGGGUCGAAAGCGGGAAAGCAUAUUCAAAUCUCCUGCGGACCCUACUGGGAAGGUGGGUGUAACCGGAAGCGGGAAAGGUUUGACUGAUUUUCAGAAGAGAGAGAAGCAUUUGCACCUUAAAGGUGCCGGUGUUGAGGGAUCUGAUGACUACUAGGGUUUUAAAAAUAUCAAUUUCUCCCUUUAUAUUUUUGUUUUUAACUAAAACAAGCUUCAGAAGUGGAAUUCAGAUCCUUGUUCCUUCUGUGUCUGAUCAUGUAUCUGUUAUGUGUGUUACCAAGAACAAAAAAAUGAUAGUGCAAUUUGCGUUAAAUUUGAAACUAAUGGCAGAGGCCUGGUGGCAUUUCUGGCUUCCCGGACAUAAAAAAAUAAGAUUUAAUUAACAAAUCGCCUGAUGCAUGAAAAGUUAUACAGUAGUUUGUUUCAGC
Molecule: messenger RNA, 1264 nt
Organism: Cuscuta europaea
Lineage: Eukaryota; Viridiplantae; Streptophyta; Magnoliopsida; Solanales; Convolvulaceae
Source: the annotation of a GenBank genome assembly